Molecule: messenger RNA, 297 nt
Organism: Ochotona curzoniae (black-lipped pika)
Lineage: Eukaryota; Metazoa; Chordata; Mammalia; Lagomorpha; Ochotonidae
Product: HIG1 domain family member 1A, mitochondrial-like
Exons: 1
Coding region: 16-297 (93 amino acids)
Biological process (GO): mitochondrial respirasome assembly; negative regulation of apoptotic process
Cellular component (GO): mitochondrion
Source: RefSeq, a predicted model, not a curated record
GUUCAAGCAAUCACUAUGUCAACCAAUACAGAUGUUUCUCUUUCUUCAUCUGAUGAAGAUCAGGGAUCCAAGCUUAUCCAAAAAGCUAAAGAGGCACCAUUUGUCCCCUUUGGGAUGGCAAGUUUUGUAGCCAUUGUUGCAUAUGGGCUCUACAGACUGAAAAGCAGGGGAAAUACAAAAAUGUCCCUUCACCAGAUCCAUGUGCGCAUGGCUGCUCAAGGUUUUGUGGUAGGAGCAAUGAUUGUUGGUAUGGGCUAUUCCUUGUACAGGGAAUUUUGGACGAAACCUAAGCCUUAG